CCUCGCUUUCAGUCUGGAAUUGAAUUUUGUCCGGAACGGAGUGAUAAGAUUGCGCGUGGAGUGUACCUGAGUUAUUUCCCGGUGAAAUAAUGCAAAAAUGGUUUCGAAUCUCUCUGCUGCUCUGCAUAUUUGGUUUCUUGAAGGAAAUCCGCCCAUCUGAACCAUUUGUCACGGAUUUUCUUCUUGGAAGCUGGAGGAAUAUCACAGAAGAGCAGGUAAAUCGAGAUGUCUACCCCGUAGGAACGUAUUCUUAUGCUGCGCAGUUAAUUAUAGUAUUCCUUAUUACGGAUUUCCUCAAGUACAAACCUCUCAUUGUGACACUAGGAUUAGCUGGAAUAGUAACCUGGAGUCUCCUCCUGUGGACAGAGUCCCUGGAAGCUCUGCAAGUAGCUGAAAUUUUUUAUGGAACCUACCUGGCUACGGAAGUAGCCUACUACACCUAUAUCUAUGCUAAAGUAGAGAAGGAGCACUACUCAAAGGUCACAUCGCAUACAAAAGCAGCCAUCCUGUGUGGACGAUUCAUUGCUGGCUCAUCGGGACAACUCUUAGUAUUCCUGAAAUGGAUGGACUACCGACAACUCAACUACAUCACCUUCACUGCUCAGAUUUUAGCAACAGUUUGGGCUGUUUUUCUCCCACCUGUCCAGACUAGUGUCUACUUCCAUCGCAAACCAUUCGUUCAGCAGACCAACAACGAAUUCCUCUCUUCGGAACAUGAGCUGGUUGUCAAGGAAAAGAGGAAUGUUGCAAAGAUUAUUUGGAAUCAAUUUCGACGGGCCUACACAAAUCGCAAGGUUCUCCUUGGAAGCUUCUGGUUCAUCUUUGGGAUGUGUGGAUAUCUACAAUUUAUUUCCUAUGUUCAAAUCCUCUGGAAUGCCAUCAAUGUGGAAAAGGAAGCAAUAUGGAAUGGUGCAGUGGAGGCAGCAAUGACUCUCCUGGGGGCUUUUUCUGCCCUCAUUGCUGGCUACUCCCACAAUAGCUUCCUCAGUGAUCGUCGCAGUGUCAUCCCCCUUGUGAUCGUCUCAUUGGGAAGUGGUUUAGUCAUCUUCCUAGGUGCCCACACCAUGAAUCUCUACAUCUCAUAUGCCGCUUAUCUCAUAUUUGGAGUGCUCUAUGCUUUUGCAUCUACAAUAGCCAGUGCUGAAAUUGCAAAACAUCUGGAGGAAGACAGCUUUGGGCUUGUGUUUGGAUUCAACACCUUUCUCAGUCUCGUCCUUCAAACCAUCCUCACAUUGGCCGUCGUUACGGGCAUCCACCUCAGCAUUUUCCAGCAAUUUUACAUUUAUGCAGCUUAUUUUAUAGUAUUAGGAGUAGUUUAUUUUAUCAUUUACGUUUGGGACUUGUGUACUGUACCCAAAAUUAUCCUGGAGUGAAUAAGAAAAUCUCCUAUUUUUUUAUAGAUGAAAUUGUAGAAAGACUGGGUUAUAUAGAAUUUUAGUAAGUAUUUGUAUAUACAAUAGAAUAUAAAGAACAAAAAUAUGCACAAUGUUGAUCUUCGGUUAA
Molecule: messenger RNA, 1503 nt
Organism: Lutzomyia longipalpis
Lineage: Eukaryota; Metazoa; Arthropoda; Insecta; Diptera; Psychodidae
Product: thiamine transporter 1
Exons: 4
Coding region: 90-1373 (427 amino acids)
Biological process (GO): vitamin transport; transmembrane transport
Cellular component (GO): plasma membrane
Molecular function (GO): vitamin transmembrane transporter activity
Source: RefSeq, a predicted model, not a curated record